AUGGAGCUUCGCCGUCUCUUCCCCGUCUUGGUCCUGCUCCUCCUCUCCGCGCUUCUUCCGCUCGCUUCCUCCCGAGCAUAUCCGUCGCAGGCAGUCGGCCGCCCGCGACCCCGAGUGUAUCCGCACGCUAGCGAAUUUGACUGCAGCAAGACGUCGUGGCCCGAGGUGGUGGGCAUGACGGGUGAGGCGGCUCGCGAUUUCAUCCAGUCUGCUGUGCCGCAGUGCAACUGGUACAUCCAGAUCGUCCCGUUUGGGAUGAUGGUUACCAUGGAUUAUCGCACCGACCGCAUUCGCAUCUUCGUGAACGCGGACGGAAUUGUGGAGGCAAUUCCUGUCGUCGGGUGA
Messenger RNA from Closterium sp. Yama58-4, 345 nucleotides. NCBI's taxonomy places the organism in Eukaryota, Viridiplantae, Streptophyta, Zygnematophyceae, Desmidiales, Closteriaceae. The record is from the annotation of a GenBank genome assembly.